This is a messenger RNA of Aspergillus nidulans FGSC A4, 1389 nucleotides long. Its product is annotated as protein dbaH. The record is from RefSeq and is a predicted model, not a curated record. The coding region runs from base 1 to 1389 and encodes 462 amino acids. The transcript has 2 exons. NCBI's taxonomy places the organism in Eukaryota, Fungi, Ascomycota, Eurotiomycetes, Eurotiales, Aspergillaceae.
AUGCCAGGUACCGUGCGCCCAGGUGAGCCCGUACAAGUCGCCAUCAUAGGUGGUGGCAUUGUUGGUGUUGUACUUGCGGUUGGCCUUAUCCGCCAAAACGUCAAGGUCCGGCUCUUUGAGCAAUCCCAGGGUUUCCGUGAGAUAGGAGCCGGGAUUGCAUUUACAGCAAAUGCGAUUCGGUGCAUGGAACAGAUCGACCCAGCGAUCGUGACGGCUCUGAGAUCGAGUGGAUCCGUACCUACCUCUACCGGCGACGAAAAGGAUCCAAAUGACUAUCUGCGAUGGAUCGAUGGCUAUAAUCUCCACCGUGAAGACGAUCCAUACUACCAGCGGAUGCUGUACAAGAUCAAUGCGGGAUAUCGAGGGUUCGAGGGAUGCCGCAGAGACCAGUUCCUGGAAGCCCUCGUCAAGGUGAUACCGCCAGAGGUGGUCGAGUGCAAGAAGCGUUUGGAGAGUAUCGAGGAGCGAGGACUAGAGGAAAAGUUGAUCCUGACGUUUGUUGACGGGACGACUGUAGAGGUAGAUGCUGUAAUUGGAUGCGAUGGUAUCAAAUCACGCGUGCGGGAGAUUAUACUGGGAGAGGGAAACCCAGCCUCCUACCCUCACUACACGCACAAAGUUGCCUAUCGGACUUUAAUUCCCAUGGAAGAUGCCAUCAAAGCUCUCGGCGAAUACAAAGCAAAGAACCAACACAACCAUGUCGGGCCCAAUGCACAUCUUAUCCACUACCCCGUGGCAAACAAGAAGAUGAUUAAUGCCACCGCAUUUGUCUCGGACCCGAACGAAUGGCCUAACGACAGGCAGAUGGUCGCGCCUGGGUGCCGGGAAGAUAUGGAGAAAGCCUUUGCAGGGUGGAGUCCCUGCGUUCGCAACGUCGUUAAUCUUUUCCCAAAAGAACUCGAUAAGUGGGCAGUAUUUGAUCUGUGGGAUUACCCGGCUCCCUUUUACAAUAAGGGUAAGAUUUGUCUUGCUGGAGAUGCAGCCCAUGCGUCUAGCCCACAUCACGGGGCCGGUGCAUGUAUUGGGAUCGAGGACGCGUUGUGUCUUGCCACUCUGAUGAAGCAGGUCAAUGUCUCCGUACAGGCUAGCAGAGUGUCAAAGGGGAAGGCACUGAGUGCAGCAUUUGAGACCUUCAAUGCCAUCAGACGGACUAGGAGUCAGUGGCUAGUGAACAGUAGUCGAAGAGUCUGUGACUUUUAUCACCAGCCUGAGUGGGCAGAUCCAGCCAAAUGGGUCAAGGCUGAGACUUGUUUCGAGGAGUUGAAGGAUCGAUCUUAUAAGAUUUGGCAUUUUGACUACGAUGAAAUGAUCAAAGAGACACUCAAGAGUUACUCUAACAGAGAAGCUGCUUUGUUACAGGAAUCGUCAGAGGGGUCGGUUGAAAAAUAG